Molecule: messenger RNA, 3840 nt
Organism: Tarenaya hassleriana
Lineage: Eukaryota; Viridiplantae; Streptophyta; Magnoliopsida; Brassicales; Cleomaceae
Exons: 9
Coding region: 509-3712 (1067 amino acids)
Molecular function (GO): metal ion binding
Source: RefSeq, a predicted model, not a curated record
GUAUCUAAUGUCAUACAUGAUUGGUCCUCGCAGUGCCACGUGGCAAUUGGAUUUUGAAGGAGGUGGUAAAACACAGUAAAUAAUUAUUUUUUUGCAUAAAAAAAAGGGAAGCGUGAGUGAAACGUGUGGAAGCCAUGGAAGAAGCGCGCCAAAAUCUGAGAACAAUUCUUGUGGAGCUUCUCAAACAUCCCUACAAUGGCGACCUUCCUCUCAAAAUUUCCCCUUCUCUCUUUCUCUCUCUCCCCGCAUCCAGUGAAACAAUUCCCAAAUUCAUCACAUCGUUGUUUCUCUCUCAAUCUCUUCCCUCGAGAAAUUUCUCUGAUCGAUAACGAUAUCGGUUUGUACAACUUCUGGUGUUUUUACUUUGUGUGGAAUUUUGAUGAGAGUGGUGACGGAAUCAGCAGGGGAGAGGAAUCGACGAAUGUAUCUAUGGAGACAGGUGAAACCCACCUGAUGCUUCCUGAGCUUCUUCUUCUCCGUCGUUCUCCUCUAGAGUUUCUCAGAUGGAAUGGCAGAUCCUGUUAGUUAUGCCAAUCACGAGCGCGACAUCGAGCAAGCACUCGUCACAUUAAAAAAGGGAACUCAGUUAAUCAAGUACAGUCGGAAGGGGAGACCCAAAUUCCGUGCAUUCAGGCUUUCUCCGGAUGAGGCGACGCUGAUUUGGUACUCACACGGAGAAGAAAAGAAACUGAAAUUAUCUGCUGUUUCGCGAAUCCUCCCUGGACAAAGAACCGCUGUUUUUCGAAGAUAUUUGCGACCCGAGAAGGAUUACUUAUCAUUCUCUCUUAUCUAUAACAACGGAGAAAGGUCUCUUGAUCUGAUCUGCAAGGACAAAGCUGAGACAGAGGUUUGGUUUGCUGCCCUUAAGUCUAUAAUUGGACAACGUAGGAAUAGACGCUCCAGAAGUGAGAUACCUGUGAUACAUGACAGUGACUGCUUCACCAGUGGACGCGCCUCUGUUGCAUCAUCCAUAGACUUCACUAACAAUAUUCCGCGUGUUGGGGCAUCCGUAGAUUUCGGUUUUCAGAAUCCUGCAUUUAAUCUGGGAAUCUCAGAUGUGGGUUGGGAACGUGGAAAUAUGUUAAGGCCAAGUACUGAUGGUUUUCGGAUUAGUGUCUCAAGCACUCCGAGCUGUUCGAGUGGAGUGUCAGGACCAGAUGACAUAGAAUCAUUAGGUGAUGUUUAUGUUUGGGGAGAAGUUUGGAGUGAUGGGAUAUUACCUGAUGGGACAGUAAGCUCUGCAACUGUGAGAACAGAUGUGUUAACUCCAAGACCUCUGGAGUCAAAUGUUGUUCUUGAUGUUCAUCAGAUUGCUUGUGGUACGAGGCAUGUGGCCCUUGUGACAAGACAAGGCGAAGUCUUUACGUGGGGUGAAGAAGUCGGAGGAAGGCUUGGCCAUGGCAUUAUGGUUGACAUUAGUCGUCCAAAACUCAUUGAAUUUCUCGCUCUCACCAACAUAGAUUUCGUUGCUUGUGGAGAAUAUCAUACUUGUGCUGUCUCUACCUCUGGCGACUUAUUCACAUGGGGAGAUGGUAUUCACAAUGUCGGGCUUCUAGGGCAUGGUAGUGAUAUUAGCCACUGGAUCCCCAAAAGGGUUUCUGGUCCUGUGGAAGGUCUUCAAGUAUUAUCUGUCGCGUGUGGGACAUGGCACUCGGCUUUGGCAACUUCUAGUGGAAAACUCUUCACCUUUGGAGAUGGCACUUAUGGUGUUUUAGGACAUGGAGACAGGGAAAGUGUUUCUUAUCCUAAAGAAGUACAGUCGUUGAGUGGUCUUAAAACCAUAAAAGUAGCUUGUGGUGUUUGGCAUACUGCUGCUAUAGUCGAGGUUAUGGGUCAAUCCAGUGCGAGUAUUUCGUCCGGGAAGUUGUUUACUUGGGGAGAUGGUGACAAACAUAGGUUAGGACAUGGAAACAAAGAGACCUACUUGCUUCCUACUUGUGUCUCUUCACUUAUUGACUACAACUUUCACCAGAUAGGUUGUGGCCAUACAUUGACAGUUGCACUUACAACCUCAGGGCAUGUUUUUACCAUGGGUGGGACUAUACAUGGCCAGCUCGGGAAUUCCAUAGCCGAUGGUAAGUUACCUUGUUUGGUUCAAGAUCGGUUAGUUGGAGAAUUCGUUGAAGAAACUGCUUGUGGAGAUCAUCAUGUUACUGUCUUGACAUCUAGAAGUGAAGUUUUCACCUGGGGAAAAGGUGCUAAUGGAAGACUAGGUCAUGGAGACACUGAAGAUCGAAGAACACCAACUUUGGUUGAAGCCCUCAAAGACCGCCAUGUGAAGAGCAUAUCGUGUGGAUCGAACUUCACCUCGAGCAUUUGUAUCCAUAAAUGGGUUUCAGGAGCUGAUCAAUCGGUUUGCUCUGGUUGUCGUCAAGCUUUCGGGUUUACUCGAAAAAGACACAACUGUUACAACUGUGGUCUUGUCCAUUGCCAUGCUUGCAGUUCAAAGAAGGCAUUGAAAGCGGCAUUAGCUCCAACUCCCGGAAAGCCACAUCGUGUAUGUGAUGCCUGCUACACCAAACUCAAAGCAGCCGAGGCAGGAGGGUAUAACUCAAACGCUAACAAGAAAGUCACAGCUCCUCGAUGGUCACUUGAUGGGUCGGUGAGAUUGGACAGAGAAUUGAGGAGUUCAAAGAUUUUGCUGUCUCCGACCACUGAACCAGUCAAGUAUCUUGAGAUCAGGUCAUCAAGACCUGGAGUUAGGUCCGAUUCUCCUUCCAUUGUCCGAGCCUCACAAGUUCCGUCUAACUUGCCUCUGAAAGAUAUAGCGUUUCCGAGUUCACUUAGUGCCUUCCAAAGUACUUUUAAACCUGCUCCUCCUCUAUCAGGUCCACUACCCGUUCCAGUUCCACACUCUCCACCUACGAGAUCCUCUUCGCCAUAUGCAAGAAGACCAAGCCCUCCACGGACUUCUGGAUUUUCUAGAAGUGUCAUUGAUAGUCUGAAGAAGACGAACGACGUUCUAAACCAAGAAAUGGCAAAAUUGCAGAACCAGGUUAGAAGUUUGAAGCAAAGGUGUGAUAACCAAGAUGCAGAGAUCCAGAGACAAAAACGAGAAGCUAGAGAGGCUUCUGAAUUAGCUGAAGAGCAAUCUUCAAAGCACAAGGCAGCAACAGAAAUCAUCAAGUCUGCCAUAGAACAGUUGAAAGGGUUGAGGGAGAAGUUACCUCCAGAAGUUUCAGAGAGCGAAGCUUUUAAAUCCAUUAAUGGAAAGGCUGAAGCUUACGUGAAUGCGAAUGAAAGAGCUUCAUAUACAGAAUCAGAAGCAAGUCGAGAAAACACGAACACAGAAGAAGAAGAGAGGAUAGAGAAGCAAGAAGCAGGCAGGGUGAUGUCUGAAGAGGCAGAGACAGGUUCUCAAACCUCAGAUUCAAGAGCACCAACAGAGGAGGGAUCUUCUACUUCGUCAUCAUCAUCAUCAAGAACAGGAAGCAAGGAGAUUAUAGAACAGUUUGAACCCGGUGUCUACGUUACUUAUGCUCUUCACUCCAGUGGUGGCAAGAUCUUCAGACGAGUUAGAUUCAGUAAAAGGAGAUUCGAUGAGCAUCAAGCAGAAGAAUGGUGGAACAAGAACAAAGACAGGUUGCUAAAGCGGUACAGUCCACAUGCAUCAUCAUCAGCUCUACCGCCAAUGGCUUCUUCUUCUACACAGUCAAAUCCACCACCGAUUCAACAUCAAAGCAAAGAGACCGAACCAGUUUCUGCAACAUAGGCCCUUUUUUUUGUUGUGUUUUGUUUUUUUUUUUUCUGUUCUGUAAGUUGUCAAAUAUUGUCCAGUCAGUGAAGCAGAAUAAAGAAACAGAAACACCGUUAGAACAUCUCCUUUUAACAACUGACUGA